Molecule: messenger RNA, 1917 nt
Organism: Xiphias gladius (swordfish)
Lineage: Eukaryota; Metazoa; Chordata; Actinopteri; Istiophoriformes; Xiphiidae
Product: complement decay-accelerating factor
Exons: 12
Coding region: 133-1170 (345 amino acids)
Source: RefSeq, a predicted model, not a curated record
GCGGAGCGACGGUCGUCUCAGCAUUUCCCCCUGAAGAAGCCGGACCGAAGGGACGCCGCGACCGGGACGAGCGCUCCGGGUCUCCGCACCCCACCCCCACCCCACACAGCCCCCCCUCCGCAGCAGCCCGGCAUGGACGUUUCGCCGGACACCUGUGGACGGCGCAGAUAUCUGCCGUUGCUGUGUCUCCUCGUGUUGGAGGCAGCAGCCAACUGUCCUGGGCCUCAGGGAACGGGAAAUAUUGUCCUAACGAGCGAAGCCCUCCUACUGAAUCAUUUUCCAGAAGACUCUCAGGUCACCGUGGAGUGUGCUAAUGGAUAUAUUGAAGAAAGUGGCUCUGGGGUUAUAAAAUGCAUUGGCGGGAAAUGGACUGAACCAGAUCUCAUCUGCAAAAAGAAGGACUGUGGUCACCCUAAACUUCAGCCCAGAAUGAUCUUUAAUAUCGAAGCUGGUACCCUGUUUGGUGCUGUAGUAACAGUAGCAUGUGAAAAAGGAUAUCAGAUCAUUGGAUCGCGCUUCAAGCAAUGCUAUGCCACGGGGUGGGUCGGAAGAGCCAACUGUGAACUUGUAACGUGCGAGCGACCUGAUGAGGUGGCCAACGGCAGAAGCCUGUGGGAUUCUGAGGAUGACCCAAUAUAUGGAGACGUCAUAAAGUUUGCCUGCAACGUAGGAUACAGCCUCAUUGGUAAAGAAAGCAUUAUCUGCAGCGAAACUGGCGAAUUCGAUUUUCAGCCUCCUGAAUGCAAACGUGUGACAACAGAAGAAAAAACUACAGCAAAAAAAAUAGCAACGACUCAUAGGCCUCCAGCACAAGCAGUGUCCACUUCCGCAGCUGGAGCUGCAACGUCCACAGCUCACAGAAAUGAAAUAACCAGUGCGACAUCAGCUCUCCCAUCUCCAGCAAAAGGUGGCAGAGACAUUUUGACGCCGGAGGAUAAAGCCAACACAACCAGGGCAACACAAGUAACAUCAUUUCAAGACCAAAAUGACGGGACUGUAACUCCUUCCACGGAUACAGAAUAUAUGCCUGUUAUACUUUCUGUGACAUGCGUGUUAUUAGCUGCAUGUAUAGCUGUGUUCGUUUUGUACAGGUUUAAUCUGAGGAGAAAAGGCUCAUAUGACACCCAAGAAGACCUGAAGCCGGAGUUAUUACAGUUCCAAAAUGUUUAGAUUGCCUUCCUCCCUCAGGUAUCUGUCAAUUCCUGUGUAUUUAUUACCAUUAAGACAUCAAAUACCUUUAAAAAUAUAUAUUUUGGUAUUGUUUACUUGUUACCUCUCAUAAAAAAGCUAACAUACAGUUAUUAAGUGGAAACAUAAAUGGUUACAAGUGAAGCCAAACAAUCAUGAAUUGUUUGCCAUUGUCCUUUUCAAACCAAAUGGUUUUCUCUUGAUUUCUUGCCAACACCAGCUCUGCAACUGCGACUGCAUCUGUUGAGGAGCAUCCGUGACCCAGAAGGAUGUGCCAGCCGACUGUACCGGUGCCUCCCUGAGUCGAUGGGGGGGGGGAGAACUCGCUUAAUAGUAUUGCACUUCAAAUGGUAGAUAAUCAAAUCUGCUGAGUUGUACAACAAUUUAAUUGGAAAUUAUCACAUUCCAGUGAUCAAAAGCACUUUUUUGAAAUUAUGUAUUUUAUGUUUUAUUUACAAAUUUAUUUCAGCAAAAAGUUAUAAAUAUUUUAUGCCACUACUUUUUUGUACUUAUAUUGUAUUUAUGUAAAAACUAUGGUAAGCAUUUCCUCCAUGUCUUAAGUGAUUUUUCUCUAUGAAAAAAAAAUGUGUUGAGUUUUUGAGAAAUCUCAAGGCCGUAGGUUUCUGUUAUUAAUGUGCUGUUUUGAAAAAGGGGAUUCGAGAGGCAUACAAUGUGGUUAAUUCAAUUUUUCCACUGAAAUGGCUUCUGAUAAAGAUACAAUCAACUGAA